Linum trigynum is the source of this 2121-nucleotide messenger RNA. NCBI's taxonomy places the organism in Eukaryota, Viridiplantae, Streptophyta, Magnoliopsida, Malpighiales, Linaceae. The record is from the annotation of a GenBank genome assembly.
CGGCUGACGAUAUUAAUUAGCAAAGCGAUUCAAAGAACUCCAACGGCGAUGAUAAUGGGGCUGAAGCUGGUGGAAGUUGCCGUGACCACCACCGUCAAUCUCCACGCAAUACAACCGUUUCCCUCAGUUUCCGUCCAAUCCGCCCAUCUUCACUGUAUCAAAUUCCCAUUGAAGAGAACAAGCGAGGUUCGAGCUCUUCUUAUUUCGGAGUCUCCUCCCCCUCGUUCCUCUCCCUCUGGGACAUUUCGUCGAACGGUUGGAAGGCAGUCGUUAGUGAAAGGCGAAAUCGGUAACAAUUCCGGAGAUAAGGGCACAAACAGGAAAAGAGUAUUCUUCUUGGACGUGAACCCACUUUGUUACGACGGAAGCACGCCCAGCCUGGACGCUUUCGGGCACUGGAUUUCCCUUUUCUUCUCUCAGGUCAGCCUUACUGAUCCUGUUAUCGCCGUAUUUGACGGGGAAGGGGGCGGUGAGCAUCGGAGGCGAUUGCUGCCUUCCUAUAAAGAACACCGCCGGAGAUUUUUGGCCGAUCGAUUAUCAGUGACGUCCCAGAAGCACGCAAAGGAUCGCGCCGAAAGGGCUCAGGUAGUGAUUCAUGUAUUGUCCAAAUGCAACGUCCCUAUUGUGAAAGUUGAGGGUCAGGAAGCAGACGAUGUCGUAGCGACGCUGGCUGAGCAAGUUCGUCCGAGAGGCUACAGAGUGGUUAUUGCCUCCCCUGACAAGGAUUUCAAGCAGUUGAUUUCUGAAGAUGUUCAAAUUGUUUGCCCCAUUACCGAGCUGAAAAGAUGGUCUUUUUAUACCCUGAAGCACUAUUUAGCUCAGUAUAAUUGUGACCCGUGCUCUGAUCUCAGCUACCGUAGCAUUGUGGGUGAUGAAGUUGAUGGGGUUCCUGGGAUACAGAGUGUGGCACCUGGAUUUGGUCGAAAAACUGCUCUGAAGCUUCUGAAAAGACAUGGGUCGUUGGAGAAUUUACUGAAUGCCGCAGCAGUAAGAACUGUGGGGAAACAGUAUGUACAAGAUGCCCUGGUAGAGCAUUCUGAUUACCUGCGACGGAAUUAUCAGGUUCUUGCCCUGAGGAGAGAUGUUAAAGUUCAUCUUCAGGAUGAGUGGCUGGUUCAGAGAGACCGAUGUCAUGAUUCCGCUGCUUUGGCUGAUCUUUUCAAUUUGUUGGGGCAAAGGAAGAGACUGUUAACAAGGAAAUGAUUUGCGCUCUUCAAAUUAAUAUAGCCCACAUCAACUGAGGUACGUUAUACCAAGGGCGUUUAUUCGAUAGUCUUAAGUUUACAAGAAAGAUAUCCAAAUUGCUCUUUCAGGAAGAGUCUGAAUUAGGAAUGUGAUUGGUUUAAAUGCGCAUGCUAAAAGAUCAAUGCUUAGGUGGGGUAUCUGCGAGCUUCCAUGAGUAGUUAGCUACAGCAGGAUAGAUCUCCGAGCCACAAACUUCAUGAGCGGGAACAGCAUCAGAUAUCUCUUUUACAUCUUCUUCUGUAAGCUUAACAGCCAAUGAUCGAAGAUUGUUCUCGAGGUUCUUCUUUUUACUUGUCCCUGAAAAUACCAAUGAUGAGUAUCAGUAGUCAGCUCUUGGUAACCCUGUGUGGGUGAAUGUCGUGAAACAGUAGCAAUGCGGUAAAAGCUGUAAAGACGUCUUGCAUGAUAAUGCUAGUAAUUAGCGAGUUGAAUUUACUCGGAUAAUUGAAUCUAGUGAAAGAGGAAUUCUUGUUCCGGAAACUCUUGUACCAGGGAGUGGGACUAUGUCAGUUCCUUGAUGUAGAAGCCAUGCAAGUGCUAGUUCAGGAGGGGUGCACCCAUGCUUUGUAGCCAAAUUGGCAACUCGUGAAUACAAGACCUUAUUCUUCUCUAUGCUAUCAGUUGAAAACCUUGGAUGAUGCUCAGGCUGUCCCGCGAACAUGGACAUGGAGUCAGUAAGUUAGUUAGUUAGUUAGAAACUGAUUGAUCAUGUAGACAUUGCAGUUAAGGAACUAGUUCUAGUUGCAUCGCGUACCAGCACACUGUUUGCAGGCAAGCUUUCCACUAUUGCUUUUCCAGCAAAGAAUCCAACGCCAAGCGGACUAUAUGCUACUAAUCCAAUCCCAAGUUCUCUGUUGAUAAAGAAUAGAAAAAAUG